This is a messenger RNA of Fusarium pseudograminearum CS3096, 957 nucleotides long. RefSeq lists its product as uncharacterized. The transcript is spliced from 3 exons. Lineage: Eukaryota; Fungi; Ascomycota; Sordariomycetes; Hypocreales; Nectriaceae. The record is from RefSeq and is a predicted model, not a curated record. The coding region runs from base 1 to 957 and encodes 318 amino acids.
AUGUCUAAGGGACAAGUAGUAGUUCAUUACAACUACCUGAGCGUGAUGCGCGUCGAUCCGGCCUAUCUACCUUGGUUAAAAAUACCUGAAUGGUACAAUGUCUACACUAGCAACCAAUUCAGUCACGCCUCCCAUGUAGGACACAACAAGCCUACUAUAAUAACAGUGGAUAUGGAAUCUCAAAGAGAGAUGGGCGUCUUGAUAAACGAUUCCUGGCCCCAUAAACCGAUGGGAGUGGGAACCUUGGCCCAGUAUUGUACCUUUCCCAAUGCCAAAGCCAUGACGGCAUACAUCGAUAUCAUCGUUCCAGAUAUCGUCCAUGAGGCUGCUCUUCUCGCUUCCAAUCCGCCAUCUAAGGCUACCAAUACUAGCGCGGCCGAUAUAGAGUUCCACGAAUUUAUCGAAACCAACAACUUCUACGCCAUCGAUCCACACUCUAACGAAGACACAGACUUCAGUAAAGAAUUCUUCAGACCGUCACCAAUUAAAGUACUUCAGGCGUACUGUUGGAACAAAGAAGUCCGUGAUUUCGUCGACCGAAUUAUCGAGCUUUGUCCCCAGCCAACCUUCCUACCUGUUCGGAAUGAUCAUGUAUCAGAGGCGGUGGAUCGCUGGUGGGCUCCGAAAGACCUACAUCCCCAGGCAUUUGUGCUUGCUGCAGCCGCCCAGAUCUUGCUAUUCGCUCCCCAAGAUUGGGACCCGAACCGUGUCUACUCGCGCGACAAGGAUGAGUACGUACAUCGAUUUCCGACUCCUGAUAACAUCGGCAUCGUUGGUGGCACAGACAAAGUAGUUAGUAACAAGUACUCGAUGGAAGAUCUCCACCGUGCCAUUUUGAUGUUCUACCGCCUGGUCGAGCGUCGAAAGGAAUAUGAUUGGGCUGACAAGAAGCUGUCAACGAGAAUUCCCAAAAUCGAGUUCCCAGGAUACCAUGAUCCCAAUAAACCCGAAAAUUGA